AACGUUUGGCGUGUUUCCAUUGUUAGUUGUAACUUCCAUUUCUAUACUUUUGGAUAGUAAAUUCACCAAGAAUAGUCAUGUCGUACAAGGGCGCACAGAAGAUACAAAAGGUGAUGGUUCAACCAAUCAACCUGAUAUUUCGCUAUCUACAAAAUAGAGCUAGAAUUCAAGUCUGGCUGUAUCAGAACAUCACCAUGAGAAUAGAAGGACACAUUAUUGGGUUCGACGAGUAUAUGAACUUGGUGUUAGACGAUGCCGAAGAAGUCCAUAUGAAAACUAAACAGAGGAAGGCAAUUGGCAGAAUAUUAUUAAAAGGAGAAAACAUUACACUGAUAAUGAGCACACAAACAUUACCUGGUUAAUGUAGUUCGUGUAUGUUAUCCAUCUCUAGUGUGUUCUGUGAAAUUGAUUUUAUCUGUUUUUCAUUAGUGCAUAUAAUAAUUCUGAAGUUCAUCAAAUGCUAUUUCAUCUUUGCGUGUUUUACUUUAUUACGAGAACACGUCCAGUUAAGAUUUAGAACACCCCGAAUUUUUGUUAUUCGCGUUGUAAAUAUGUAUUUGAAGUAUCAAUAACAUAAGUGAAAUUAAACAAUGCUA
This is a messenger RNA of Centruroides sculpturatus (bark scorpion), 596 nucleotides long. RefSeq names its product probable small nuclear ribonucleoprotein E. Gene Ontology annotation, cellular component: U5 snRNP; U4/U6 x U5 tri-snRNP complex; U1 snRNP. The transcript has a single exon. Gene Ontology annotation, molecular function: RNA binding. NCBI's taxonomy places the organism in Eukaryota, Metazoa, Arthropoda, Arachnida, Scorpiones, Buthidae. Gene Ontology annotation, biological process: spliceosomal snRNP assembly; mRNA splicing, via spliceosome. The record is from RefSeq and is a predicted model, not a curated record. The coding region runs from base 78 to 362 and encodes 94 amino acids.